Colletotrichum orchidophilum is the source of this 210-nucleotide messenger RNA. RefSeq lists its product as uncharacterized. The record is from RefSeq and is a predicted model, not a curated record. Lineage: Eukaryota; Fungi; Ascomycota; Sordariomycetes; Glomerellales; Glomerellaceae. The coding region runs from base 1 to 210 and encodes 69 amino acids. The transcript has a single exon.
AUGCAUACGACGAACGACGUCUCUAUUCCCGCAAACGGACUCCUACUUGCUGCCACGCUUUCUACACUCAGCGCCCGCGAAAGCCACCACGCAAUCUCGCAUAUCUACGGCGGUGCCCCAGGGAAAUCGACUCUCGACGACGUCUCCGACAAUUUUUUUGGUUCAACCCUCACCUUUGCCUUGAACCCCGCCCAAACAUCCGCGACUUGA